This is a messenger RNA of Emiliania huxleyi CCMP1516, 390 nucleotides long. RefSeq lists its product as hypothetical. The record is from RefSeq and is a predicted model, not a curated record. Lineage: Eukaryota; Haptophyta; Isochrysidales; Noelaerhabdaceae. Gene Ontology annotation, biological process: cytoplasmic translation. The transcript has 3 exons. Gene Ontology annotation, cellular component: cytosolic large ribosomal subunit. The annotation marks the transcript as partial. Gene Ontology annotation, molecular function: structural constituent of ribosome; mRNA binding.
CAGGUCGUCAAGACCGACGUCUGCGCGUACAGCGGCCUGCGGAUCUACCCGGGCCACGGCAUCUUCUACGUGCGUGCGGAUCAAAAGAGCUUCAAGUUCAUCAACCGCAAGAGCAAGUCGCAGUUUCUGCAGCGCCUGAACCCGCGCAAGAUCGCGUGGACGCAGCUGUACCGCCGGAUGCACAAGAAGGGCACGAUGGAGGAGAGGGUGGGAAGGAGGGGUGGCGCGAACGCGCGGACGACGAACAAGGCGGUGGUCGGCAUGACUCUGGACGUCAUCAAGGCGAAGCGGAGCCAAAAGCCGGAGGUGCGCGCGGCCGCGCGUGAGGCUGCGCUGCGCGAGAUCAAGGAGCGCAACAAGGCCAAGCAGGCCGCGAAGAAGGCGGAGCAA